AUGGCUUCUUCUUCUCAAAAUAAUUUAGAUAAUGCAUUUGAUGAUGCAUUUGAUGAUGCAUUUGAUGCUGCAUUUGAUAAACGUUUUGAUCAAGUCAUGGAGAAUCUAACCAUUCCCAUUCGUGUCUUUGCAUAUGGUUAUGCGGCUGAUACGGUCGACGAAUACCUCCGGCUCGCUGAAUCAACAACUCGGUUAUGUGUGGAAAAAUUUGCGGAAGGAAUUAUAUCUUUGUUCGGCGAUCAAUACCUAAGAAGACCAACACCGGCUGAUCUUCAACGUCUACUCGAUGCUGGAGAGUAUCGUGGAUUUCCCGGGAUGAUAGGAAGCAUCGACUGUAUGCAUUGGCGGUGGAAGAAUUGUCCCUUUGCUUGGAAAGGGCAAUACUCUCGUGGUUCGGCUAAACCAACAAUCGUUUUAGAAGCGGUUGCUUCAUUUGAUCUCUGGAUAUGGCAUGCGUUUUUUGGAGCUCCAGGUACUUUAAAUGAUAUCAAUGUUCUUGAACGUUCGCCUGUUUUUUAUGACAUAAUACAUGGUCAAACUCCGAAUGUCACUUUCUUUGUCAAUGGAAGCGAGUAUCAUAUGCCUUACUAUCUUACCGAUGGUAUUUAUCCGAAAUGGGCAACUUUUAUCCAAUCUAUUCCUUUACCACAAGGACCGAAAGCAGUUUUAUUUGCUCAACGUCAAGAAGGCACUCGGAAAGAUAUCGAGCGUGCUUUUGGAGUCUUGCAAGCUCGGUUUGCCAUUGUUAAAAAUCCAGUGCUGUUUUGGGAUAAAGACAAAAUUUGGAAUAUUAUGAUGGCAUGUAUCAUACUCCAUAAUAUGAUAGUAGAAGAUGAACGAAGUGGAUACACUCUAGAAAAUAAUGCAGAGUUCACGCAAGGCGAAGAUAACAGAACUUCACAUGUCGAUCACACAUUUUAUACAGGUGCCCCUAAAAGUUUCGCAAACCAGAUGGAUGUUGAGACAAGUAUUCGUGAUACACAAAUGCAUCAACAUCUGAAAAACAAUUUGGUUGAACAUAUAUGGAGUAAAUUUGGAUGA
Molecule: messenger RNA, 1041 nt
Organism: Raphanus sativus (radish)
Lineage: Eukaryota; Viridiplantae; Streptophyta; Magnoliopsida; Brassicales; Brassicaceae
Exons: 2
Coding region: 1-1041 (346 amino acids)
Source: RefSeq, a predicted model, not a curated record